This is a messenger RNA of Xylaria bambusicola, 1559 nucleotides long. RefSeq names its product TLC domain-containing protein. The coding region runs from base 268 to 1404 and encodes 378 amino acids. Lineage: Eukaryota; Fungi; Ascomycota; Sordariomycetes; Xylariales; Xylariaceae. Gene Ontology annotation, cellular component: membrane. The record is from RefSeq and is a predicted model, not a curated record. Gene Ontology annotation, molecular function: sphingosine N-acyltransferase activity. The transcript is spliced from 3 exons. Gene Ontology annotation, biological process: ceramide biosynthetic process.
UUCCAUGUACUAUUGAUUGUACUUUCUAUUCUGUAUCUUUGAGCUGCUGCCUUCAUGGUUCUUGCCUAAUGUUUCAACACCGAAUCUAAACAGCCCGGGCAAAGCCUUUACUCACAUCUGAGGAUUUCAACCCAUAUUCACACAGUUCAUUGCGUUUUCUCUAUAUGUGGAAACUGAUCAAGACUCAUCAGACCAUUGUUAGGGACAUAGUAUAAGAGAAGGGCUUCCUUAUUGCCUUACAGCCUCGUGGCAAUCAUCGACCAUCCAAUGAAUGAGCUGCACUCAGCCAUGGAUAGUCAAAGCCUACGUUUACGCGGUCCCGAGGGAUCACGAGACGGAAAUGAGAUGUCUCGAAACACUACGAAGAAUACGCACUUGGGUCGUUUGACUCGGAAGCAAAAGGCACGAAAGCAGGCUCAAGCGAAGGAGGCUCUGAGAUGGCAAAUCCCUCUUUUCCUGACUACUGCACUAUCAUUCCUCUACCUCCUCAGCCCUACCGAGACCAACAUUGCAUACCCUUUGAUAUUUCUCUCUUACAAGACUCUAAACACUACUGAUGCCUUCGCGGCGCCAGAGUAUGGCAAAGGACCUCGCGACAUUGCCUUCGUAGGGUUCUACGCCCUUGUCCUGUUCUUCGCGCGAGAAUUUAUCACGCAGAAGAUUCUGCGCUCUCUAGCAGUUUACCUUGGCAUCACAUCCCGCAGCAAGAUAGCACGCUUCAACGAGCAAGCAUUUGUCGCGCUGUACACUGGAAUCGUUGGUCCUCUCGGCCUUUAUGUGAUGUAUCACUCGCCAACGUGGUAUUUCUCGACGGCCGGCAUGUACGCUGCCUACCCACACAAGACACACCUUGCAGUAACGAAGUUUUACUAUCUCUUCCAAGCUGCGUUCUGGGUCCAGCAGGCGAUGGUCAUGAUUCUUGGGCUCGAGACGAGACGCAGGGACUUCAGAGAGCUUGUGGUUCAUCACAUUGUCACUGUGUCGCUGAUCGCGCUCAGCUACCGUUUUCACUUCACUAUGAUGGGUGUGUUGGUCUACGUGACACACGAUAUUAGUGACUUCUUCUUGGCUACUUCCAAAGCUCUCAACUAUAUCGACAGCCCAUUGCAAGGUCCUUAUUUUACCCUCUGCAUCAUUUUCUGGAUCUACUUACGCCAUUACAUCAACCUGAAGAUCCUGUACUCAAUCCUUACCGAGUUCCGCACCAUCGGCCCAUAUGUUCUGGAUUGGGAAGCGGAGCAGUAUAAAUCUGGCAUAUCAAACGUCAUCACGUUUGCGCUGUUGGCGUCACUACAGGCCUUGAAUCUGUACUGGUUAUACUGUCUCUUUCGAAAUGCCUACCGAUUCGUCGUUUUGGGCGUUGCAAAAGACGACCGUGAAGACGAUGUUGACAACGAGAAAUAACUAAAAAGAUUGAUGCGAGAGAGUUAUCCUAAGUAUCGUAGCCACGGUCUUCUGAGAUCAUGCCGCCGGCAAGUGGCAUGCGAUGACAGGAUACGAUGCGGCCCAUGCGUGGGUAUAAGAUGGCCAUGGCGCAGAUGACGCAAUGCUCCCGUGUG